AUGUCAGAUAGGACAACCACGAUUCCUCCGACACCUCCAUCGUCAAACGCCGCAGAUAUCCAAGAUGGUUUUGGCCAUCUGAUACAGCAUAACUCCUCCUUCCAUCAUCAAUCGAACUCAUUUGAGGGAGGAGGGAGUCAGAUGUCGCCAGCUGGAUCGCCAGAACAAGGCUUGGAUGACACGCUCUAUAGCGACGGCGGAUACCACCAAUACAGCAACGACCAAGAGAUCUACCAACAUGGCCUGUCGCCAAACAACAUUGCAGUUGGACCUGGAUAUGAAGAUUUGCAGUUGCAGUAUGACAUGAAGCAAGAGAACUCUCGCUAUGCGCCGGUGCCAGAUGAUGCACAACUCUACGGAUAUGGGAGCCAUGAAGCCUCUCCAGCGCCAUCGGCAAUGUCUCCUCCACCAAACGUGAGGCGCACCAGAAGUGGACAGGCUAUUAACCGAGCGAUCCAACAGCUGAAGCCAUCGCCAAAGCCGAUUGCUCGGGCGACAUCGCCAAAGCCAAAGGCCAAGAAGGUCAAGAAGGAGAAGAAAGUCAAGGCGGAGAAUAAAAUCGCCAGAUUGGAACAGCCACUGAGCGUACUGACGAGGGAGUGGACACACGUGCCAGUAGUGGAUAUUGACGCGUACGUGAACCGAUCAGCAGAGAUCAGGCGGCAGGAAGUUGAGGAGGGGAAGAACCCGGGAAAAGUCAAGAGACCGAUGAACUCUUUUAUGUUGUACCGGAAAGCAUACCAAAACCGAACGAAGAACUGGUGUCUGCAAAACAACCACCAAGUCGUCUCCCAAGUAUGUGGCGACAGUUGGCCGCUGGAGCCAGACGAUGUCCGCGCACAAUUCAACGAAUGGGCUAGAAUCGAGCGACAGAACCACCAAAAUGCCCACCCAGGAUACAAGUUCUCGCCCGCGAAAGCCGGGACAGCCAAGGCGCCGAAGAGAAAGGCCUCGGUGUCGGAUGAAGAAUCAGGGCUCGAGGAAUUCGAUUGGAAGGACGGUCGCAGCAACGCCAAGGGGCCGAAGCGCCAGAGAUUGACCCCCAAACCAAGUCACACUCCUCCUGCAAAAUUCCAAAAUCAGCCGUACUAUGGAUUCGAUAUCGAUUCGAGAGGCAGUAGCAUGGAGCCGGGGAUGGGUAGCAAUUUUCCAAGUUCAGCGUACCACGCAUCCAACCCAGGAAGGCACGUGCCAGAGCCGUACAGGUCGAAUAUCCCCGACGGACAGUACUGGCAGCAAGAGGUCGUGCCGAACAUGCAAAACCCUAAUAUCCAUGAUGUGAUGUUGAGAAGGACAAGGGGCCCUGGCAUGAAUGCUGCACCGCAUCCAGGCUACCAGCAAGAGUAUUACCCACCCAAUGGCGCCAUGAAUGGCGGAAUUCCUCAGCAUUCCUUCAAUGAACACAAUGGAGCCAUGAAUGGUGGAACCCCUCAGCAUUCCUUUAAUGGAUACCAAGACGAGCCAGAGAACAAGAUUGACCCUUCGCUCAUGGGCCAUGACCAGCCCUAUGACGACUUAUACAGCGCCGAUGAUAAUGAAGUAUUCUUGGAUAAUAACGCGUUCAUGUUCAACCAACAAUACUAUCAGCAACCACUCGGAAUCGCUGAUGGAGGCCAGCAGCAGCAGCAGCUAGCAAUUGUCGACGGAAAUCAGCAACCUCUGCAGCAAUCACUGGAAAUAGUCACAGAUGGAGUGAAACAGGAGUACCCAGAGUACCCUGAUUAUCCAGGAUCGCAAACUGGUAUUCCUGAUACACCAAUCCUAAACCAGCAGCUGGAUGAUCCGAACAGCCAAGACGUGUGGCAUAUUGUCGAUAGCUUGGAUACCGGAGACGAGUUCAAUAAGUGGAUGGGCCCAGAAUUGGGGCAAGAAAACUGA
This is a messenger RNA of Pseudogymnoascus verrucosus, 1878 nucleotides long. RefSeq lists its product as uncharacterized. The transcript is spliced from 3 exons. Gene Ontology annotation, cellular component: nucleus. The record is from RefSeq and is a predicted model, not a curated record. Gene Ontology annotation, biological process: regulation of transcription by RNA polymerase II. The coding region runs from base 1 to 1878 and encodes 625 amino acids. NCBI's taxonomy places the organism in Eukaryota, Fungi, Ascomycota, Leotiomycetes, Thelebolales, Thelebolaceae. Gene Ontology annotation, molecular function: DNA-binding transcription factor activity, RNA polymerase II-specific; RNA polymerase II cis-regulatory region sequence-specific DNA binding.